AUGUGUAUUUUGCUAUCUUCCACAGAACAUCCUGACUACCCAUUUAUAUUAUUGUCAAAUAGAGAUGAAUUUUUCAGAAGACCAACAGAACCAGCGGAUUUCAGAGAUACAGAGGAUGGUAAAGUAAAGAUUUUAGCUCCCUUGGAUUUGGCUAGACCAGAGCAUGGGACUUGGAUUGGCGCUGCAACUGAUGGGAAGUUGGCAGUUUUGCUAAAUUUUAGAGAAGAAAAUUACUCAGAAUCAUACAGUGAAAUAUCUCGAGGAAUCAUCCCAUUAGAUUAUCUUAAGUCUGGAGAUAUUAGCGUAGAUGAGUGGGUAAAAAAUCUUGAAACGUCUAUUUCAAAAGAACGUGGAGUAGACCCAAAAGAAGAGUAUCCACUUCGUAAAGUUGGCGGUUUUACGCUUAUGUAUGGGAAUCUCAGCUUAGAAUCAAAUGGUAAAAUAUCACAUUUAAACAUUCUCUCUAAUAGAGGCGAUAGGGGGAAAGUUCAUGUACCUAUUGACUCGGAUGUUGCCCUUCUUGAUGCUGAUAUCGGGCACAAGACAACUUUUGGAUUGUCCAAUUCAUUGUAUUCAAAUCCAUGGCCCAAAGUGAACUUGGGUGAAGAAUUGCUUCUGAAGGCAAUCAAGUACUCCAUAGUUCGCAGAGAAAAUUUACAAGAGUUGGUUACUUCAUGUUUUGAAGUUUUGCUGACUGAUACAUUAAGUCAAGAGAUGGCCAGUGAUAAGACACAAGAUUUUACUGCUAAAAUGAUGGAGUUGAAAAAGUCAAUAUUCAUCCCACCAGUGGAACUGGGCUUUGAGAUUGCCAUAGGAAGUAAUCCUACCAUCGGUAGAUAUUAUGGUACUAGAACACAAACGGUGAUAGUCUUAGACAAGGAAGGCGAGUUGCACUAUUUCGAGAAGAAUAUACAAACAUCAGAUGUUCUUACUGAAGGAGAAGUUGAAGUUAAGCAUUUUCAUUUUCCAAUCAGGAAAAAUAAAUAG
Messenger RNA from Dujonia railenensis, 987 nucleotides. NCBI's taxonomy places the organism in Eukaryota, Fungi, Ascomycota, Pichiomycetes, Serinales, Debaryomycetaceae. The record is from the annotation of a GenBank genome assembly.